CAUGGCGAAGUAUCGCUUUGACGUCACACCAGUCCUUCAUUGAAAUUAGCUUGACUAGCGGGCACGGCUAAGCUAGGAUAUUAGCAUCUUGUACAUGUGCACCGUAGUUUGAACAAAAAACGUUAUAAAUAAUGGCUGGCAGCGCAGGAGAGUGGUGUCUGAUGGAGAGCGACCCGGGCGUGUUCACAGAGCUGAUUAAGGGUUUCGGUUGCAAAGGCGCCCAGGUUGAAGAAAUAUGGAGUAUGGAGCCAGAGAACUUUGACAACUUGAAGCCAGUUCAUGGGUUGAUUUUCCUGUUCAAGUGGCAGCCGGGAGAGGAGCCAGCGGGUUCGAUCGUUCAGGACUCGAGGCUCGAUCAAAUCUUCUUUGCAAAACAGGUCAUUAACAACGCCUGUGCCACCCAGGCAAUAGUCAGCGUUCUGCUCAACUGCUUCCACUCCGACAUGUUGGUUGGCGACACGCUGACAGAAUUCAGAGAGUUUUCACAGAGUUUUGACGCUGCUAUGAAAGGUUUGGCUCUCAGCAACUCCGAAGUGAUCCGACAGGUUCACAACAGCUUUGCCAGACAGCAAAUGUUUGAAUUUGAUGCAAAGUCGUCAGCGAAGGACGAGGACGCAUUUCACUUUGUGAGCUAUGUUCCUGUGAACGGCAGACUGUACGAGCUCGAUGGACUUCGCGAGGGACCAAUUGACCUGGGUCCAUGCAACCAGGAUGACUGGAUCAGCGCAGUUCGCCCCGUCAUCGAGAAAAGAAUAGAGAAGUACAGUGAAGGAGAGAUCCGAUUCAACCUAAUGGCCAUUGUGUCAGACAGAAAGAUGAUUUACGAGAGAAAGAUCGCUGAGCUCCAGACACAGCUUACUGAGGACGAGCCGAUGGACACAGACCAGAGCAGCACGUUUCUUAGCUCCAUCCAGUCCGAGAUCGCCAAGUACCAGCUCCUCAUCGAAGAGGAAAAUCAGAAACUUAAAAGAUAUAAGAUUGAAAACAUUCGGCGAAAGCACAACUACCUUCCUUUCAUCAUGGAGCUACUGAAGACACUGGCAGAGUAUCAACAGUUAAUUCCUUUGGUGGAGAAGGCAAAGGAGAAACAGAGUGCCAAAAAAGCCCAGGAGGCCAAGUGAACAACAACAACAACACACUUCCAAUAGAGAAGCCUCUAAACACACACAUCCAGAGCAGCAGUCACCCUUUCAUCACUGAGCCACUUACAGAUCCUGUUCAUCGUUGGUCAUAUCCGUGUCACUGACCAUGGAUGGUGUGCAGCACUGCGGGGGGAGCAGAGAGACUCUCCAUGUGUGUCCAUCAGCUCUACUGCAUGAGAGAAGGAGUGAUGUGCUCAAAUUAUGUCCUGUCCUAUUUUCAUAAUAAAAUGUCUAGAUGGUUGUGAA
This is a messenger RNA of Pungitius pungitius (ninespine stickleback), 1388 nucleotides long. It is a transcript of the gene uchl5, whose product is annotated as ubiquitin carboxyl-terminal hydrolase L5. Bases 132 to 1121 code for a protein of 329 amino acids. Gene Ontology annotation, cellular component: cytoplasm; Ino80 complex. NCBI's taxonomy places the organism in Eukaryota, Metazoa, Chordata, Actinopteri, Perciformes, Gasterosteidae. The transcript is spliced from 11 exons. The record is from RefSeq and is a predicted model, not a curated record. Gene Ontology annotation, molecular function: cysteine-type deubiquitinase activity; proteasome binding. Gene Ontology annotation, biological process: ubiquitin-dependent protein catabolic process; protein deubiquitination.